AUGGGCGCCGGCCGUGUCUGCCGCGGUGGCCCCUCCUCCGCUUCCCCACCGCCGGUGCCACCGCGGGGCGGCGUUCCUGAGGCUCGCCACGUCCUCCUCCAGCCUCCCGUUCCUCGGCCCCCUCCGAGGCUGGGGUCCACAUCGGUCACCAAGACGGUGAACGGCGCCCACCACUUCAAGAUCGCGGGCUACUCCCUCUCCAAGGGGAUCGGGAUUAAGAAGUUCAUCGCCUUCGAGUCCUUCAACGCGGGGAUGGCGCUAGCUACGUCUCGCUAUGUUGGUGAGGCAUGGGAAGGUGUUCGAGUUGAAGGACUCGGUGUUGACAUGGGAAGGAGCAGAAGCCACAAGCCAUUGAUUAAAACCAAAAAUUAG
Miscanthus lutarioriparius is the source of this 372-nucleotide messenger RNA. Lineage: Eukaryota; Viridiplantae; Streptophyta; Magnoliopsida; Poales; Poaceae. The record is from the annotation of a GenBank genome assembly.